AUGGCCUCUUAUCUUGUUACUGGCGCUUCGCGAGGCAUUGGAUUUGAGUUCGUUCGGCAGCUAUCCACAGAUGCCAAUAACAUUGUUAUUGCUGUGGUCCGCGACAAAGAGGCAACAGAGAGGAAGAUAGCCGCGGAGAUUACUGCCUCCAAUAUCACUGUUGUCCAGGCUGACAUAACCAAUAUCGAAGAGCUUCAAGCCGCUGUCGCCAUCGUAUCCAAGAUAACCAAUGAUUCACUUGACUACAUCAUUGCCAACGCAGGCAAAAUCUCAGACUGGUCCGGCAUGGACGAUGUCCAGGAUCUAGGCUUGGCGGACCCUAAGCUUCUAGAAGAAGACAUGUUAGACCUAUUCCGCAUAAAUGUUGUUGGUAACGCGCAUCUAUUUAAUCUUGUUGUUCCGCUUGUCCGGAAAGGCACCGCGAAAAAGGUCAUUGCCAUCUCGUCAGGCUUGGCUGAGCCAACCAUGACCACCAAGUGGAAGCUGACUCUCGGUUACCCUUACGUGGUCAGCAAAGGGGCUCUGAACACGCUCAUUACAAAAUUCCAAGCGCAGUAUAUUGAUGAAGGAAUCCUUUUUCUUGCUGUAUGCCCAGGGACAGUCGACACGGGCCACUUGCUCAAUCCUAACGAAAAGCAGCAAAACAAUCUCAUGGCUAUGGGAGCAGCGUUUCAGAAGUAUCAGCCCAACUUCACAGGGCCUGUACUGCCCUCGGAAGCAGUCACAGACGUGCUCAAGGUUGUGUAUAAUGCUACCAUUGAGAAAGAUGCUGGAGGAUUUGUGUCGCAUUUGGGUAACCAGCAGUGGUUAUAA
This is a messenger RNA of Trichoderma virens Gv29-8, 813 nucleotides long. RefSeq lists its product as uncharacterized. The record is from RefSeq and is a predicted model, not a curated record. Gene Ontology annotation, molecular function: oxidoreductase activity, acting on the CH-OH group of donors, NAD or NADP as acceptor. The transcript is spliced from 2 exons. NCBI's taxonomy places the organism in Eukaryota, Fungi, Ascomycota, Sordariomycetes, Hypocreales, Hypocreaceae. Bases 1 to 813 code for a protein of 270 amino acids.